GAGAAAAGUUAUGAAAACAAAAGCUCUACGGAAGAUGUUUUGAAGGGUUUAUCUUGGAAAUGCCACGACAGAGAGCCACGGAGUUCAUCACAGUCAUUGGAGGCUGAUGAACAAGAGGAGGGAGGUACAUGGGAGUGUCUCCCACACAUGGAGCAGCAGACACACACCGAGAGGGGGGGAAAGAGAUAUAAAGGGGCUCUCAAGGAAAACGAGUGUUCAGGCAAGCGUCCGAGUCUUCCCCACCCUGCUUCUGAGAGUGUUUGUGAAGAAACUCACGCCGCUAUCAGAUGAAACACUUUUUCUUGUCAGUGGAUCAAAGGAAGUGUGACAGGCCGGAUUCGAAUAGCUGAGUUGAAGAAUCUGAACCAAGAAACCUGCUUGAUUUUCAGAUUUUCCACUUGAGGUGUUUACUUAUCUCCCACUGAGAACUUUUUCCCUCCAAGAGGAAAAUCCACUUGAAGAAAACUUUUGUAGUUCCCUCCCUGCUGAAGCGCAACAGUCACUGAGUUUUCAUUGUUAUUUAUAUUGUUUCCUUUACCUCUCUAGACAAGGAGUUGAGACACAAUGGAAGCAUCUUAUGUUUUUUAUGUGGACAACAAUCAGUCGUACCUGGAGGAGCAUUUAUACUUGGAGGACAACAUCGACGGCUUUGGCAUCAUCAUGGCUUUCCUCUACCUCGUGGUCUGCAUUGUGGGACUGGCUGGGAACUGCCUCGUCGUCAUUGCCAUUUUGAAACUGGACAAAAUGUCAUCCUCCACCACGGUGUACAUAUUCAACCUGGCUUUGGCCGACGGACUGUUCAUGGUCGGCCUGCCGUUUAUCGCAAGCCAAAACUUUAAGAACCAGUGGGUGUUUGGGAACACGGCGUGCAAAGUUGUCAUGGUCCUGGACGGCAUCAACCAGUUCACCAGCGUCUUCUGCCUCACGGCGAUGAGCAUCGACCGCUACAUGGCCCUUGCUGAGCCACUUCGGUUUGCCUGCUGGAGAACUCCGCGCUGCGCCAAGGUCGUCUCAGCGUCCCUGUGGUUCUUCUCUCUCCUCACCAUUCUCCCGAUGGCCUUCCAUUUCACCGCCGAUCAUGGCUUUUGCAGUCCGGACUUCGCUACGGACGCCUUGUGGCUUGGAGUCCUCUCUUACACCUUCAUCAUCGGUUUUGCCAUACCCUUUGUGGUGAUGAUGGUCUCCUACGCGGCUAUGCUGAUCUCUCUGCGGUGCCGGCAGAAGCUCUCCUCUGCACCAAACCACGAGGGACGCAGGCUUGAGCAACAGCUAACCAAAAUGGUCGUGGCGGUGGUGGUAGUGUUUGGCAUGUGUUGGCUCCCAUUUUACAUCUUCAACUUCCUUUCAUUGCAUUAUAACAGCUUCUUCCCGUCCUUCGUCAGGGCUUUUGAAUUUGCAGUCUUACUGUCGUAUUCAUGGAGCUGUGCCAACCCCAUCCUCUACGCCUGUCUGUCUGACACCUUCAGGAGGCACUUCCGUACCUUGCUCUGCCCUGGAAUAAAAUCCUGCCCUGGAGUGCAGUGCAGCGUUGAACAGUACGACCAAAAUGACACCAGCGUACGGGAUGUCACUCUUCUGGCCUAAGAACCAAGUGCUGAUGCUUCAUUUCUCAAGCACUGAACAAUACUUUUGAACUUCUGUACAUAAAUCCAGCAAUAUGAUUGCUCUUGUUACGAGUUGAGAGUCUUGACGAACUGAGAUUUUGUUUACAUCCUGUUUAAAGCAUGAAAGGCACAUAAUUAUUGUUUUAGAGUGAGUCUGUAUAUAUUUUAUGAGCUUGUCGUUGCUGGAUUUUAUUGUCUGCCUGGGGUUUUGCAUUGGACUGUAUUUUCACAAGCAAUGAAUUCUGUUCAUCUACAUUUGAAGAGAAAGUGUUUGGUCAAGAAUCUGUUAAUCUCUCCUCUGUACUGUUUAUGAAUGUUGCUGUACAGCUGAAGAUUAUUCAUGUGUGGUUAAAAUGAGAAAAUCUCUUCCAAAGAUUUUUUUCCCCACAUAAAAAUGUAAAAAAAAAAAAAAAAAGGUUUUACCAAAUAAUCCAAUUGAAUUAUGCUUUGAUCAUUUUCCUCAGCAGUCUUUGUGUAUGAAUACCAUGUCUUUGUAAAGUAAAAAUGUACCACUUC
Molecule: messenger RNA, 2120 nt
Organism: Xiphophorus couchianus (Monterrey platyfish)
Lineage: Eukaryota; Metazoa; Chordata; Actinopteri; Cyprinodontiformes; Poeciliidae
Product: somatostatin receptor type 2
Exons: 1
Coding region: 565-1584 (339 amino acids)
Biological process (GO): regulation of insulin secretion; neuropeptide signaling pathway; cellular response to glucocorticoid stimulus
Cellular component (GO): plasma membrane; neuron projection
Molecular function (GO): neuropeptide binding; somatostatin receptor activity
Source: RefSeq, a predicted model, not a curated record